CCCCGGGAUAUAAUGGAGGAAUCCCACACAUGACACUUGCUUUUGGGACGGACUUCAUCUGCUUUGAGUCCUGAAACUCGUCCAAGGAUCUGGCGCGCAGAGGGAGCAGAGCUCGUACAGAAAUGCCUGUGUUUUCUCCAGUUCUGACUCGUCGAGAGUUCCUUCUUCUUCUCCUGAUAACUCUUGUUUUAUUGCCCCGUUUGCAGUGUGCUGGAUCGCGCAAGCAGCCACCUGGUAUUGACAUAUUAGUUUCCGGACAGUCCAACACUGUAACCCAGAAAGUUCUCACAACAGAUGGCAAAGACUGCAAGUUUCCUUUUCGCUUUGGCGGGUUGAUUUAUCACCAGUGUAUCUCUAUGAACUCUCACAAGGCCUGGUGCUCUCUCACACAUAACUUUGACCGCGACCAGAAGUGGGGAUUCUGCAGUUCACAAGCACGACUCCUUAAUGCAUGUUCGAGGAAUCGCUGUGAAAAUGAUGGAGUUUGUAGGAUGAUUGAAGCCACUGGUGAAGAGGUGUGUGGAUGUACAUCUGGAUAUACUGGACAAUACUGUGACAUCAAGCCAGGAGAGCAGUGUUACGGUGACUCAGGCGCUCUGUACCGCGGUGUGGUGAACAUCACGGUCUCAGGCUCGUCUUGUCUGCCGUGGAACUCAGAUCUGCUGUUCACGGAGCUGACGGUGGAAACGGUGCACAGCGCCGCCCGCAGGGGCCUCGGGGAACACGCCUUCUGCAGGAAUCCUGAUCAAGAUAAGCUGCCGUGGUGUUACACGAUGACGGAGCGAGCCGUUUCGUGGGAGUACUGCGACAUCAAGCCCUGCUCCAAACCAGAUCCUGAGCUUCUCAUGACUCACAACAGCACGGGCCGCAGAGGUUCCAUCGUCGCCGUGGCCCCGGGGCCCUCCCGCAGACCCGUCAGGACCCCGGCGUGUGGGAAGCGGCAGGAGAAACGGAUCAGUCGGGGUCGAAUCCUGGGCGGGACGUCUGCAUUGCCCGGCGCUCACCCCUGGAUGGCAGCGCUGUACAUCGCAGACGAGUUUUGUGCAGGAACGCUGGUCUCCUCCUGCUGGAUCGUGUCGGCCGCUCACUGCUUCCUGCGCAAUCCACUAAAGUCACAGAUCCGGGUCGUCCUCGGCCAGCACUCCUUUAACGACACCGGUCCCAACACCAGGACCUUUGCUGUUCAGGAUUAUAUUUUAAACCCGCGUUACACACAGUUUGAACCGACCUUAAACGAUAUCGCUUUAGUGAAACUGAAGAAGGUUGACGGACGCUGCGCUCUGAAAACGCCCUUCAUCAGGCCCAUCUGUCUGCCGGGGAAACACAUGACGUUCCCCGAUCACUCCUGCUGUAAGAUCUCAGGCUGGGGUCACAUGCACGAGAGUGAGUUCACCGUCACUAACUCUGCACCAGUGCUGCUUUACUAUCACUGA
Sinocyclocheilus anshuiensis is the source of this 1433-nucleotide messenger RNA. It is a transcript of the gene hgfac, whose product is annotated as HGF activator. Gene Ontology annotation, molecular function: serine-type endopeptidase activity. The transcript has 10 exons. The record is from RefSeq and is a predicted model, not a curated record. NCBI's taxonomy places the organism in Eukaryota, Metazoa, Chordata, Actinopteri, Cypriniformes, Cyprinidae. Gene Ontology annotation, biological process: zymogen activation; blood coagulation. Bases 123 to 1433 code for a protein of 436 amino acids.